This is a messenger RNA of Diabrotica balteata, 399 nucleotides long. The record is from the annotation of a GenBank genome assembly. NCBI's taxonomy places the organism in Eukaryota, Metazoa, Arthropoda, Insecta, Coleoptera, Chrysomelidae.
AUUCAUUCUUCACUUUGAUCCUUUGAUGUCCCAAGUCCCAAUGUAUUGUGAUAUUGUGAAUGUGAAUAUAGAUAAAAUUAAAUUUACUGAAAUGGAAGUAAAACAAGAAGUUAAUGAAUACACAUGUAAAGGAGAAAUAGAUAAUGAUGGUGGUGAUCUUUUUGAUACCUUUAAAGUUGAGAUUAACGAGGCGCUCAAGAGGGAAAGUAGGAAUGAUGCAUUUGAUGAUUUAAUUAUAAAAGAGAACCCAAUAAAGAUAGAAAAUGAAACAUGUGAAGAUAAACUCAUAUUAUUUGAAGAAGAAACAAGUGAAAAAAAUACUGGAUUUUGACUACCUCUAUUUUGAGCUACUAAUUGUAAUAUUCUUCUAAUUCUACUGUGUGAAUUGUCCAUGAUUAU